CGGGUCCCGGGCGAGAGGACAGUUUUCCGGCCCCUUUCCGGCCCACUUCCGGAGCCGUCACUUUCACUUUCUCUUCCGCCCAAGCAGUCUUCCCCCUGCUUCCGAACGACGGGGUCCUCCCGGGAGCGCUGGGUGUGGGGCUGACCUCCUGGACACAGCGAGCGCCCGGGGACAAGUGGCGGGGAGCUCCCGCCCGCCAGGUGACUGGAGUUAGCGCUUCCCGAGUCGCAGCCCCCUGGGGGAUGGGCGCUGCUAGGCCAGAUGGACGAGACGACCAAGAAAGCAGAGGAGAUGGCCCUGAGCCUCGCCCGGGCGGUGGUGGGCGGGGAUGAGCAGGCAGCUGUGAAGUAUGCCACCUGGCUGGCACAGCAGCGGGCAUCCCUGAGUGUGCAUCUGAAGCCAGAGGUCCCACGGACACGGGACAUCAGGCUGUGUGUGAGUGUGGAGGAUGCCCAUGUACAGACCGUCACCAUCUGGCUCAUGGUGCGCCCUGACAUGACAGUGGCUUCCCUCAAGGACAUGGUAUUCCUGGACUAUGGCUUCCCCCCGAGGCUGCAGCAGUGGGUGAUUGGGCAGCGGCUGGCCCGAGACCAGGAGACACUGCACUCCCAUGGGGUGCGGCGGAAUGGGGACAGCGCCUACCUGUAUCUGCUGUCAGCCCGAAACACCUCACUCAACCCACGGGAGGUUCAGCGCCAGCGCCAGCUUCGGAUGCUGGAGGAUCUGGGCUUCAAGGACCUCACACUCCAGCCACGGGGUCCCCUGGAGCCAGCUCCUUCCAACCCUGGGGUACCCCAGGAACUUGGAGGGGUACAACCCAAUGGAGUGCCUGAGCCUCCACCGGUGGGCUGGCAGUGCCCUGGGUGCACCUUCAUCAACAAACCUACCCGGCCUGGCUGCGAGAUGUGCUGCUGUUCACGGCCGGAGGCCUACCAGGUGCCUGCCUCAUACCAGCCCGAUGAGGAGGAGCGGGCACGUCUGGCCGGCGAACAGGAGGCGCUACGUCAGUACCAGCAGCGGAAGCAGCAGCAGCAAGAGGGGAACUACCUGCAGCACGUGAAGCUGGAGCAGAGGAGCCUGGUGCUGAAUACGGAGCCCGCCGAGUGCCCCGUGUGCUACUCGGUGCUGGCACCUGGUGAGGCGGUGGUGCUGCGGGAGUGUCUGCACACCUUCUGCAGGGAAUGCCUCCAGGGCACCAUCCGCAACAGCCAGGAGGCGGAGGUCUCCUGUCCCUUCAUUGAUGACACCUACUCGUGCCCGGGGAAGCUGCUGGAGAGGGAGAUCCGGGCGGAUCGGGGCUGUUUGCAGCUCCUGCCCCCCGAGGAUUACCAGCGCUUUCUGGACCUGAGCGUCUCCAUUGCAGAAAACCGCAGUGCUUUCAGCUACCACUGCAAGACCCCGGACUGCAAGGGCUGGUGCUUUUUUGAGGAUGACGUCAAUGAGUUCACCUGUCCCGUGUGUUUCCACAUCAACUGCUUGCUUUGCAAGCUUCUCAGAUCCCUGGGGAACCCUGUCACCCUGCAGGCCAUCCACGAGCACAUUAACUGCAAGGAGUAUCAGGAUGACCUGGCACUGCGGGCUCAGAAUGACCUGGCUGCCCGGCAGACCACAGAGAUGCUGCAGGUGAUGCUGCAGCAGGGUGAGGCCAUGCACUGCCCACGGUGCCGGAUCGUGGUACAGAAGAAGGACGGCUGUGACUGGAUCCGCUGCACUGUCUGCCACACUGAGAUCUGCUGGGUCACCAAGGGCCCACGCUGGGGCCCCAGGGGCCCAGGGGACACCAGUGGGGGCUGCCGCUGCCGAGUGAAUGGGAUUCCUUGCCACCCAAGCUGUCAGAACUGCCACUAAGCUGAAGAUGGCUGGGUUCUCUCACUGGCAACCCCCACCCCAUUCAUAGGCAGUAGUGGGCAGGGCUGGACUUGGGGCCCUGGCUUUGGUUUCUGACCUGGGAGACAUCCCUGUGACUGGCCGAGGCUAAGGUCCCCCACUUUGCGGUGGCCUGCUUGUGCCACCACGUGUUCAGGGGCCCUGGCUGCAGUUGCCUAGUCACAUCUGCCCCAGUGCCUUUGCCCUUCUCCCCAGGGGCUUGAUGGCCAGACCUUUCUUCUAUGUGGCUCUUACCUCUGCCAGCCUCUAUCCUUAAACAGCUCUGCCCAGAGGCCUUGCUGGCCCAACCCUCUGCCGGCACCAUGAGACAACACUCCUCCCAACCACACUCCCCGCUGGCCCCCAAGCACAGCAGCCUCACCACUUCCCCAUUGGUUUCCAGGGUAACUUUACUCUGUCUUCACUGUCAGAGGCCUGGAGCCUCUUAUUGCUGCUGUGGACCUGCUCAGAGGGAGACUGGGCUAGGUGAGAGCACAGUGCAAUGGGUAUGGUGCUGUGUCCCAUCUCACCUGUGUAAGCAAAUUAAAAUGGUUUUCCAGGAA
Messenger RNA from Heterocephalus glaber (naked mole-rat), 2429 nucleotides. RefSeq names its product RANBP2-type and C3HC4-type zinc finger containing 1 (gene Rbck1). Gene Ontology annotation, molecular function: ubiquitin binding; ubiquitin-protein transferase activity. Gene Ontology annotation, biological process: proteasome-mediated ubiquitin-dependent protein catabolic process; positive regulation of canonical NF-kappaB signal transduction; protein linear polyubiquitination. Lineage: Eukaryota; Metazoa; Chordata; Mammalia; Rodentia; Bathyergidae. The record is from RefSeq and is a predicted model, not a curated record. Gene Ontology annotation, cellular component: LUBAC complex.